GCUCACACGUGUGGAGUGGUAGAGGAAGAAGCAUGUGCAACAUUAGCCUUACAUUUACCAUAAUACGGAGAAAUACAAAGAAUUAAACAUAAGUGCGUGAACAGUUACCAAAAUGAAGUUUUCUUAUAGGUUUUCCAAUCUGCUCGGAGCGGUCUAUCGUCAGGGAAAUUUGAGUUUCUCUAAAGAUGGCAACGCUGUGAUCAGUCCGGUUGGAAACAGAAUCUCAGUCUUCGACUUGAAAAACAACACAUCUGAGACAUUACCCAUCUCCACUGUCAAAAACAUCACAUGUGUGGGUCUCUCCCCUGAUGGGAACAUAGCAAUCGUUGUGGAUGAAGAUGGAGCAGCAGUGUUGGUCAGUCUCAUCACCCGAGCCAUCCUUCAUCAUUUCCACUUCCACAAGCCCGUCAGCAGCAUCCGCUUCUCACCUGAUGGCAGGAAGUUUGUUGUCACAAAGGAAAACGUAGCUCUGAUGUACCACGCUCCUGGAAAGCAGCGUGAGUUUAAUGCCUUUGUGUUGGACAAGAGUUACUACGGUCCCUACGAUGAAACCACCUGCAUCGACUGGACGGACGACUCCAAAUGUUUUGUAGUGGGCAGCAAAGACAUGUCCACGUGGGUGUUCGGUGCAGAGCGCUGGGCCAACCUCAUCUACUACUCCCUCGGGGGACAUAAGGACGUCAUCGUGGGGUGUUUCUUUGAGAAGGACAGCCUGGAUCUGUACACGGUGAGCCAGGACGGGACACUGUGUGUGUGGGAGAGUGACACGGAGCUGGACGGCCUUGUCCUCACAAAGAAACGGGACAAACCCAAGCCUCCAAAGGAAGAGGAGGAGGAAGAUGAGGAGGAGGAGGAGGACAGGGUGGAGGGACAGGAAGGAGAGGUCAUCAGAGGGAAAGCCGAGGCUCCAAAAGACAAAGGGGAGACCAAAAACGUUCGAUUCAGGCAGAUGAGCAAGCACUUUUUCAACAAGGAGGGGGAUUUUAACAACUUGACGGCUGUCACCUAUCACAAGCAGACCCACAUCCUGGUCACAGGUUUCGCCUCGGGGAUUUUCCACCUGCACGAGCUUCCAGAGUUCAACCUUAUCCACUCCCUGAGUAUUUCCGACCAGAGAAUCGCCUCAGUGUCUAUAAACAGCUCUGGAGACUGGAUCGGCUUCGGUUGCUCAGGGAUGGGUCAGCUGCUGGUGUGGGAGUGGCAGAGCGAGUCGUACGUCUUCAAGCAGCAGGGACACUUCAACAACAUGUCCUCGCUGGCCUACUCUCCAGACGGACAGUACAUCGCUACAGGAGGAGACGACGGAAAA
This is a messenger RNA of Notothenia coriiceps (black rockcod), 1309 nucleotides long. Its product is annotated as periodic tryptophan protein 2 homolog. Gene Ontology annotation, cellular component: Pwp2p-containing subcomplex of 90S preribosome; small-subunit processome. The annotation marks the transcript as partial. NCBI's taxonomy places the organism in Eukaryota, Metazoa, Chordata, Actinopteri, Perciformes, Nototheniidae. Gene Ontology annotation, molecular function: protein binding. Gene Ontology annotation, biological process: maturation of SSU-rRNA from tricistronic rRNA transcript (SSU-rRNA, 5.8S rRNA, LSU-rRNA); ribosomal small subunit assembly. The record is from RefSeq and is a predicted model, not a curated record. The transcript has 10 exons.